This is a messenger RNA of Oncorhynchus masou masou (cherry salmon), 2618 nucleotides long. RefSeq names its product harbinger transposase derived 1 (gene harbi1). NCBI's taxonomy places the organism in Eukaryota, Metazoa, Chordata, Actinopteri, Salmoniformes, Salmonidae. The record is from RefSeq and is a predicted model, not a curated record. Bases 224 to 1270 code for a protein of 348 amino acids. The transcript has 3 exons.
GCAUAUAUUGAUAUGUCAGUGUUUUAUUAUCAAUAAAAACAUAUUACACGUUGUUUUGGAAACAAUAAUUCCGUUCAUUUGUUUUUUUGUUUAUUUUAAAAUAAAAUCGAAACUGCGUCUCACAUAUUUUUGCUAGUUAUCAGAAAAGUGAUAUGCGCGAUGUACUUUACGCAGACGAGUCACAACAACAACAACAGUAAACGCCGAAUAUACAUAAGUAGAAAUGGCUAUACAAAUAGCCAUCCUGGAUUGUGACCUGCUGCUCCAUGGUCGUGGCCAUAAAACUCUCGACAGGUUUGAUAUAGAGACCGUUUCAGACGAGUUCCUAUUAACAACAUUUGGAUUCCCUCGAGAUUUCAUCUACUACCUGGUGGAGCUACUGCGUGACACAUUAUCACGACGUACGCAACGGUCUCGAGCAAUAAGCCCAGAAGUUCAGAUUCUUGCUGCUUUAGGAUUCUAUACCUCAGGAUUCUUCCAGACGAGGAUGGGAGAUGCCAUUGGCAUUAGCCAGGCUUCCAUGAGUCGCUGUGUGACAAAUGUAACCAAGGCACUGGUUGAGAAAGCUCCAGAGUGCAUAGUAUUCAUGAGAGACGAAGCUACAAAACAGCAGUCCAAAGAGGAGUUUUUCAGGGUAGCGGGAAUACCAAACGUCAUGGGUGUUGUAGACUGUACCCAUAUAGCCAUUAAGGCACCCAAUGCAGAGGAUUCUUCAUAUGUCAAUAAGAAAGGCUUCCAUUCAAUUAACUGCCAACUUGUGUGUGAUGCCAGGGGACUUUUGCUCAGUGCAGAGACUAACUGGCCUGGCAGCUUACAGGAUGAUUUCAUAUUAAAGCAGUCUUCAGUGUACAAGGAAUUGGAAGAACAGGAAAAUCAUGAAGGCUGGUUUUUAGGAGACUGCUGCUAUCCUUUAAAGAAAUGGCUGAUGACACCUGUCCAGUACCCAGAAACUUCAGCAGACUUUCAAUACAACUUGGCUCACACUGCCACUCAUGAGAUUGUGGACCGCACGUUCAGGGCCAUUCAAACCCGUUUCCGUUGCCUGGAUGGGUCCAAAGGCUACCUUCAGUACUUACCUGAGAAGUGCUCUCACAUCAUUCUGGCCUGCUGUGUCUUGCACAACGUGUCAUUGCAAUCAGGCUUGGAUGCCUGGACGUUUGAGAGGACUGAUAUGCCAGACCAGUCGGAGGAGGGCAGUUGUAAGCCAGAGGCUGUGGACUCAGAGGCAGUCCGAAUCCGUCAGGAGCUCAUUCUUAGUCACUUCAGCUAGGUGUGCAUGCUCAGAAUCAAUGUGGAAAACACUGUAUGGUUCACAGAGACACUGCCUGCAAUAGACAAGUGGUUGACACCAGAUUCUGUAUAAUCAGAAUAAUAUAGGUUGUAGGAGGUGUAUAUGUACAGUGCCUUCAGAAAGUAUUCAUACCCCUUGACUUAUUCCACAUUUUGUUGGGUUAAAUUUAUAUAUUUCACCCAUCUACACACAAUACCCCAUAAUGACAAAGUGAAAACAUGUUUUUAGAAAUGUUUGUGAAUUUAUCUAAAAUUAAAUUUGUAUCCCCAAAAAACCCUUAGUCCUUUCCGAAGACAAGCAUGCCCAUAACAUGAUGCAGCCACCACCGUGCAUGAAAAUAUGGUGGUACUCAGUGAUGUGUUGUGUUGGUUUUCCCCCAACAUAAUGCUUUGUCCUCAGGACAUAGUUUAAUUCCUUGACACAUAGUUUGUAGUUUUACGUUAGUGCAUUAUUGCAAACAGGAUGCAUGUUUUUGGAAUAUUUGUAUUCUGUACAGGCUUCCUUCUUUUCAAUCUGUCAUUUAUCUUAGUAUUGUGGAGUAACUACAAUGUGUUUGAUUCAUCCUCAGUUUUCUCUAAUCACAGCCAUUAAACUCUAACUGUUUUAAAGUCACCAUUGGCCUCAUGGUGAAAUCCCUGAGCGGUUUUCUUCCUCUCCGGCAACUGAGUUAGGAAGGACGCCUCUAUUUUGCUAUGACUGGGUGUAUUGAUACACCAUCCAAAGUGUAAUUAAAAACUUCACCAUGCUCAAAGGGAUAUUCAAUGUCUUUUAUUUUACCCAUCUACCAACAGGUGCCCUUCUUUGCGAGGCAUUGGAAAACCUUCCUGGUCUUUGUGGUUGAAUCUCUGUUUGAAAUGAACUGCUCAACUGAGGGACCUUAGAGAUAAUUGUGUGUGUGGGGUAAAGAGAUGAAGUAGUCAUUCAAUAGGCAUGUUAACCACUAUUAUUGCACACAGAGUGAAUCCAGCAACUUAUUAUGUGGCUUGUUAAGCAAAUGUUUACUCUUGAACUUAUUUAGGCUUGCCAUAACAAACGGGUUGAACAAGUAUUAACUCAAGACAUUUCAGCUUUUAAUUUUUAAUGAAUUUGUAAUAAAUUCUAAGAACAUCAUUCCACUUUGACAUUAUGAGGUAUUGUGUGUAGGCCAGUGACACAAAAUCUCGAUUUAAUCCAUUUGAAAUUCAAGCAGUAACACAGCAAAAUGUGGAAAAAAUCAAGGGGUGUGAAUACAUUCUGAAGGCACUGUGUAUUUGCAGACACGUGAAUUGUCUGCAAGAGUGCAGGGUGUGGUGGGGUGUGCAAGAUUUAUAUGCUCCAAUAAAUACAU